AUCGCGCUGUCUACUUCACUAGUAUCAAUCCAGACCGGUAAUAUGGCAGGCCAACUUUGUCUUUUCUUGUGUGUGGUUAUUACCAUUCAAUUGUGCUCAGCUCAGGCUCCAUGGGGUCAAUUCUCUGGUAUACGUGGAUUCAGUCCCUUGCCUUUUGGUGGAGGAGUCAAUCAGUUUGGAGCAGGACAACAAACUACUAAUGCGUACCAAUAUGUAAAUUGUGGUGCUGCUGAUCAGAAUCAAAAUGAACUGAAAGUGACCUUCACUCGACCUAUGUCAGCCCAAAACAAUAUGCUUCAACAACAGUUCCCAUGGUUACGACAACAACAAGCAAAUGUUGAAAAUGAACCCGUUCGAAUGGAAUUCUCCAUCAAAUCAGCCGGACAACAACUCGCUGGUAACAUGCAGUUGGUAAUGACCGAAUAUGGCCCUGCUUCCCCCGGCAUGUGCAACCCAGCUAUGCUUGGUAGCAUCAAACAAGGCUUCAGAAGAAACCAAAUGACACCAUUCUCCAACCCAUGGAAUCCAGCCCAAUCCUUCUCUCCCAACAACAAUCAACCUGCCGGACAAUUGGGAUCUGGAUUCUUCCUCCAACCAGGACAAUCAUUCCAAAUUUCCAGAAAUGUUGAAAUCAACUUCAAUGAAAUGGCCGGAAGUGGAAUUGCUCUUUGUAGAGGAGUCAACGGAAACAGUUGUUCAUUCAUGCUCAGUUUGUGCUGUACCCUGUCUAAGGGAACUUCACCAAUGGCUACCUCCAUGCCAGCAAACAACAAUCAAUUCGGAAACGAUCCUUUCGGACAGCAAAACGGAUUCAACGGACAAGCAGGUUUCAAUGGUGGUCAGGCAGCUGAUCCGUUCGCCAACACUCAACCCGCUGCUGCUGCAAUGUUAUGUCGAGGAGUUAAUGGUAACCAAUGUACCUUUAUGUUAAGUCUGUGCUGUUCUCUUGGCAGGGGUUCCUCAUCACUGGUAGCCGCCCAAUUCAACCAAGCUCAAAAUAGUCAAUUUGGUCAAAAUGGAUUCGGACAAAAUGGAGGAUUUGAUCCAAAUACUGGUUUUGGUCAGGCAGGAUUUAAUCAAAACACCAACACAAAUACCAACACUAACACAAAUACCAACACUAACACUGGAUUUUUCUAAUUGAAGUCAAUGAUUUAUCACAAACAUCACAAAUUACAAUAUCCUGUCACAAAUACAUUUGAUAAAUUUCAUAUUUCUCCAACUCGGUUGGAGCUUAAGAGCAACAGUUGAUAAACUUACCUGAUCUAAAAUUUCAAUGUUAUUGUAGACUAUGAUAAACUGUUCUGUAAUUAAAGUUUUAAUAAAUAAUCACUAACAUUCCAGUUGAAUUUCGCCUGUG
Messenger RNA from Lottia gigantea (owl limpet), 1360 nucleotides. RefSeq lists its product as hypothetical. NCBI's taxonomy places the organism in Eukaryota, Metazoa, Mollusca, Gastropoda, Lottiidae. The record is from RefSeq and is a predicted model, not a curated record. The coding region runs from base 43 to 1140 and encodes 365 amino acids. The transcript is spliced from 6 exons.